AUGGAAUCAUCUCAAGUGCCAACGAUUCCUGAAUUUUUUCGUGAUCGUGAAAUUUUCAUUACUGGAGGCACAGGAUUCUUGGGUAAAGCGAUUAUUGAGAAGAUCCUCUACUCCUGUCCUGACGUCCAUAGGAUCUAUCUACUAAUACGGUGCAAGAAAGGCGUUGAAAUCCACGAUCGUAUGAAGAAAUUCAAAGACGAUCAGAUCUUCAAUCGUAUCAAGGAGAAAGAUGAGAAGCUCCUAGAUAAAUUGCUUCCAGUUGCGGGGGAUCUAAUUAGCCUGCGAUUAGGAUUGAGUGAUGAAGAUCUUAAGAAGAUGGAGAAUGUCUCUGUUAUACUAAACAGUGCAGCAACUGUACGAUUCGAUGAGACUCUUCAUGAUGCGAUCUUAACGAACACGCGUAGUGCCCGAGAGCUCGUACUCAUUGCAGAGAAGCUAAAAAAUCUCAAAAUUCUAGUUCACAUUUCUACAACAUUCUGCAAUCCUACGUAUAAAGUGAUCGAGGAAGAAGUUUAUCCUCCAUUGGCUGAUUGGCGUCAAGCCAUUAAACUAGCUGAGAAUCUUGAUGAAGACACACUGGACACAUUCUCGGAAAAAUACAUGAACUUCCAACCAAACACCUACACCUUUACAAAGGGUCUAACAGAGCAAAUCAUGAAAGAAUAUUCAGAGAAGCUGCCUAUCAUCAUCUUUCGUCCAUCAAUGAUUUCUCCUUCAGUCAAGGAACCUUAUCCUGGUUGGGUGGAUAACUUCAAUGGCCUCGCAGGAAUAAUUGCUAUUGGAUCUUCCGGUCUUGGUAGAGUUUUCUACAAUAACUUGAAGAUAAAUGCCAACUGCCAACCACUUGAUGUGUGCGUUCGAUCACUUCUUGUAGCCACCUGGAAACAUAGCCUAGCCCUCAACACUAAUCUAACCACCUACAAUUGUGCUUGCAACAAGGAGAAGUGUCUCAGUACUAGUUCCAUCUUCAAUGAAUUCUACGGUAUGGUAUCAAAAAUUCCCGUCGAUGAGAUGAUAUGGUACCCCACUGCCACAAUCACUCCAUACUACAUCUUGUACAAAAUCCUCUUUUUCUUCUUCCAAAUAAUCCCUGGAAUCUUCUUCGAUAUGAUCUUCAGAUUUUGGGGCCCCAAGUAG
Messenger RNA from Lutzomyia longipalpis, 1137 nucleotides. Its product is annotated as fatty acyl-CoA reductase wat-like. Gene Ontology annotation, molecular function: alcohol-forming very long-chain fatty acyl-CoA reductase (NADP+) activity. The transcript is spliced from 4 exons. The record is from RefSeq and is a predicted model, not a curated record. Gene Ontology annotation, biological process: long-chain fatty-acyl-CoA metabolic process. Gene Ontology annotation, cellular component: peroxisome. Bases 1 to 1137 code for a protein of 378 amino acids. NCBI's taxonomy places the organism in Eukaryota, Metazoa, Arthropoda, Insecta, Diptera, Psychodidae.